CCCCUGAGCGGAGCUUGUCUCCGCCCGUCGGGGGCGGGCUCAGCGGCUCGCUCGGGAUCAUGGCUGCAGCCCCGGCUCUGGCUCCGGCUGCUGCUGCUGCUUCUGCCUCCUCCUUCUCCUCCUCCUCCUCCUCCUUCUCCUCCUCCUCCUCCUCCUUCUUCUCCUUCUCCUCCUUCUCCUCCCCCUCCAUCUCUUCUGCUGCUGCUGCUGCUGCCGCCGCCGCUGCUGCCGGAGGUGGAGGCCACGCUGCGGGCUCGGGGUGACGGCAGCAAAGAGGCGAGGUCCUGACGCCCAGCUCCCGACCAGAGCCGUGGCCCCUCCUGGGCACAGACACUCCUCCCUGGGGCCUAGGCCAGCCAUCCCCUCCAAGGGCCAGAGCAUGGUGGUGAUACUAGCCCUUUGCUCCAUCAUCUGGCUGAAUCGGGGCAUCAAGCUGCGGAAAAGUGGCUAAGCCUCCUGGCCCCGCCCACCCUGCUGACCCUGCCUCGCCCUUUACCCCUGGCCAGACUUCAGAGCUCCACCCCUCCGGCCAUGUGGCCGCUGGCCCACAGCUGAGCUCCUCUCCCCUCCCGGCCGGGCGCCAUGGCCAGCGCCGAGGGCUUCCAGUACCGGGCCCUUUACCAGUACCGUAAGGAGCGCGAAGAGGACCUUGACCUGCUGCCGGGCGACAUCCUUGUGGUGAGCAAGGGCACGCUAGAGGCGCUGGGCUGCAAGGAUGGGGAUGAGCGGAGCCCUCAGCACAUUGGCUGGAUCCUCGGCGUCAAUGAGCGCACCAAGCACAAGGGAGACUUCCCGGGCACCUACGUGCAGUACCUGGGACCUGUGAAGAUCACCCUGCCCUCCCACCGCCCCCGAGGCCACCGGCCACUGCCUGCCACUCCAGGGGCGGGGCCCAUCCGUCCCCGGGACUCACCAGAGCCAGCUGGUGCCCUGCUCCCUGACCUGCCUGAGCAGUUUGUGCCCCCCGAGGUGGCACCACCCAUCCUUCAGAAGUUGGUGGAAGCCAUUGAACGCAAAGGGCUGGACAGCGAGAUUCUUUACAAACCAUCUGGUCCUGAGCUGCGGCCACUGAGAAUUGACUGGACUCUGAGUGAUGUCGACCAGUGGGAUGUGGCCACCCUUUCUGAGGCCCUGAAGGGCUACCUGCAAGCUCUGCCCAGGCCCCUUGUGCCACCUGGAGUCCAUGGGGAUAUUCUUCAUGCCUUGCAAGAGAUAGCCAAUCCAGCUGCAGCGACGGCAACAGUGGGAUGGAGGAGGCAGCAGCUGCAGGCGGUGCUAGAGCCCCCCCUUGUCCCCCUGCACAAUGCCCUGACUCUGCGCUUCCUGCUCCAGCACCUGGGGAGGGUGACCCAGCAGGCCCAGGCCCAAGCCCAGGGAAGCAGCCUAGGCCCCCGGGCCCUCGGGGAGAUCUUUGGACCUCUCCUACUUAGGCUGCCGGCCACUGGGCCUGAGCAGACUCCUGAUUUCUCGGUUCUGUUCCUGGAAAUGCUGCUACAAGAUCAGGAGGAGGAGCAGGAGACACCCCCUCCAGCCCUUCCCCCGAAGCCUCCCAAACCCAAAGUUCAGGCCAGUAGCCUGUCUAAUGGGAGCAGUGCCCCGCUCCAGGAAGCCGAGUGGUAUUGGGGAGACAUCUCCAGGGAAGAGGUGAAUGAGAAACUUCGUGACACUCCAGACGGCACCUUCCUAGUCCGGGACGCAUCUAGCAAGAUCCAGGGCGAAUAUACGCUGACCCUCAGGAAGGGCGGCAAUAACAAAUUAAUCAAGGUCUUCCAUGGAGAUGGAAAAUACGGCUUCUCAGAGCCCCUGACCUUCAGCUCCGUGGUGGAGCUCAUCACCCACUACAGGCACGAGUCGCUGGCCCAGUACAACGCCAAGCUGGACACUCGGCUGCUCUAUCCUGUGUCUAAGCAUCAGCAGGACCAGGUGGUAAAGGAGGACAGCGUUGAGGCGGUUGGAGAACAGCUGAAGGUUUAUCAUCAGCAGUACCAGGACAAGAGCCGAGAAUAUGACCUGCUCUACGAGGAAUACACCCGUACUUCCCAGGAACUGCAGAUGAAGCGGACAGCUGUAGAGGCCUUCAACGAGACCAUCAAAAUCUUUGAGGAACAGGGCCAAAUGCAGGAAAAGUACAGCAAGGAUUACCUGGAACGCUUUCGACGAGAGGGCAACGAGAUGGAAAUUCAGCGGAUCCUGAUAAAUUCCGAGAAACUCAAGUCCCGGAUCUUGGAGAUUCAUGACAGCAAAAGGAAGUUGGAGCAGGACCUACGGGUGCAGGCAGCUGACAAUCGGGAAAUCGACAAACGCAUGAACAGCCUCAAGCCUGACCUCAUGCAGCUGCGCAAAAUCCGGGACCAGUAUCUUGUGUGGCUGACCCAGAAGGGAGCCCGGCAGAAGAAGAUUAAUGAGUGGCUGGGGAUCAAGAACGAGACUGAAGACCAGUAUUCCAUGGUGGAUGAGGAAGAGGACCUGCCUCAUCAUGAGGAGCGGACGUGGUAUGUUGGGAAGAUCAACCGUGGGCGAGCAGAGGAGAUGCUGAGUGGCAAACGGGAUGGCACCUUCCUCAUCCGAGAGAGCAGCCAGAGGGGCUGUUACGCCUGUUCUGUGGUGGUGGAUGGAGACACCAAACACUGCGUAAUCUACAAGACAGUGACCGGCUACGGCUUCGCAGAGCCCUACAACCUGUACGCCUCCCUCAAAGACUUGGUGCUACACUACAAGCAUACGUCCCUGGUCCAACACAACGACUCCCUCAAUGUGACGCUGGCCCACCCUGUGCUGUCACCGCCUCCGCCCGCUCGCUGAGAGGCCUGGCCUCCUGGGCAGGGAGGAAGGAGGGAAGGAAGGAAGGAAGGAUGGAUGGACGGACGGAUGGACAAACUGUGGUGGGGAGGGGGGCUGGAUGCUGCUGCCUUCUCCUGAACCUGAGGCCUGCUGAGGAGCCAUAGCCCCAUACCUCUCACUGCCUGCCCCUGCCCUUGUCCUGGACUUCCCGUGGACAAGGGCACCUGGACCAGUCCUGUGGCUCCCUACAGGAUUUAGGGUCUGAUGGCUGGACCAAGGUGUGUCUGUGUGCGUGUGUGCCCGAAUAUGUGUCUGAACCUCCCCAUUCAUCUCAGCAAGAAGGGGAAGUGUUCUGUCUCUUUCUCAUUAGUCACCCAGACUUGUUCCUGACCCUCCCCCUGGAGGGAUACAGGUGGGUGGCAGAUGGGAUGCUUUGGGGAGGAGAGGAGCCCCCGCACUCACCUCCAGGUAGUUCUGAAGCACGUAGAAGUCCCCAACACCCCCACACCCCUUGGCCCUGUCCACUGGGACAGCAGGGAUUCCCAGGAUGUUUGGAGACUGCCAGAGACCCUAGGGAUCAUCCAGUUCAAUGUGUUUCACAGAUGAGGAAACUGAGCCCCCCACCCCAAGUUGGAAGGGGACUUCAGAGGGCGUCUGGUUCAACUCUUACUUCCCUCUGCUAUAUCCCCGGCGUUCUAGCUUCUGCUUGAACACCUUCAGUGACAUGACACUCACUACUUCCUGCUGCAGAAAGCCGUUCAUUCUACUUUGGAAAGGCUCCACAUGUCCUUUGUCCCAACUGGGAGCCAUCCUGUGAGAAGGGUUUUGAGACUUGAAGCAAGGCUCUCAACGCUCUGCCUACCCCCCCCCCCCAUUGGGACCAUCUGCUGACCCCUGGUGCUAGAACCGAUGGGGCAGAAGGCAGAAGCUAGAAGAGGAAGAACAUCCUAGUUUGUAUCCUGAACCCCAACUCCCCUCCUCCUUGCCCUCAAUAUGGGUGCUGCAGGCAGCCCACCAUGCUUGUGGUCCAGCUUUGUGUCCCAGAUGACAUUGGUGUGCCAGAGGCUCUCUAUAACUGCUGCUCCUCUCCCACCCCUCCCCAAUGCUGUAUAAUCUUGGACAAUUCCCCUGUCCCUUCUGUGCCUCAGUUUCCUGAUCUGUCAGAUGAUGGGGUUUGACUGGAUGAUCCAAGCCAUAGGGACCAGCACCAUCCCCUGUCCCCCUUCUAGGCCAUGGCCUCUCAGAGGCCUUGAGUUGCUUAUUGGGGUAGCUCCUUGGAGUAGCCACAGGGCAGAGACAGAAACAUGCUUCCUGUGUGGGUGGCUGAGAAAGCAGGCCUUACUAUAUGGAUAGAAGGGUAGGAUCUCAGAGCCAGGGAAGAACAAGAUUGUGUGUACCUCUUAUCUGGGAACAUUUCUGAGUGUGCAUGAGUGCACGUGUGUGCGUGUGCAUGUGUGUGUGUGUGGUGAGCAUGACCAAGGUCACCUUCCUUAUGGGUCACACACCUCCUGGUUGCUUUGAUCCCCCUGUUAAGCCUACAACAGGAGGUCAAAGCCAUUAUGCCCAACCCACAAUCCCCACUCAUUCUCCUCACUCAGUUGGUCCUUUAGACCUUGGAACAAAAGCAGGAUCCCAUCCUAGCCACCUGGGCAUAAGGUCAUAGGUGCCUGGAGCAGAGACCAGAACUGAGGCUCCUGCCUAGGAGUCUGGGUCCUGCAGUCUCCCCCACACUGCCUUUGGGAGCCAAGAGCCAUCCCCCUCCUCUCCUCCUUCUAAGCCACUUAAAGUCUUCCUGCCCCACACUGCAAGCCCAGACUCAUAAAUAAGCCAUAGAACGGGGUGGGGGUGGAGGCAGAGGCUCUGGGCCCCAACCACCUCCCUUCUUCCCCCAAAUCCCACAGACCAUGCACCAGGGGCAGCCAAGUGGAAAUAUGCUGCCUCCAGCUCAUUCUGGGGUUAAAAAUUAAAAGGGGACUUACCAUAAGGUUGGGCCCUCUCUGUGGGCCUCCUUUCCCUAUGUUGGGAGGCCUGUGGGCUUGUUUCUGGACUAGCCCGUUUUGGGGAGUGGGUGUUUUUGUUUAAACUCUUGACACCACAGGAUGGUACUGUAAGAGUUCCCUCCAAACCAGGGAGGGCCCUGAGCCAGCUGCCCUUGGGCAGGCCAUUGUAAAAUUACUUCCAUCCCUGCCUUGGGAGUGUGAGUGGAGGCUGGGGUUGGGGUGGGGGACACAGCUUAACUUCCCUUCUCAAGGAGCCAGGUUUAUGGAGAACUGAAACUUUCACUUGAAGCCCGUGGCUUUAGUUGUGACCGGGGAGCAUGGAGUUCCCCCAGGAAGUCAGCCAUAGCUUCAUUUCUCUUUUAGCCCCACCAAGACCUCCCCACACCCCAAACAUCCUCUUUUCUAAUAUAAGCUAGCUAGGUUUGGCUGUUUACAACUUUCAGACUGGUCCUACAGGCUGAUGCAGCCUUCUCUUCCCUCCUUAAUCCCCUUGGGAUCGGGGUGCCUGCCUAGCCUAGCCCCCUUGGGUAAGAUUACCUUUACUCCCCUUCCCAGGGGCCUCUGGGUGGAUGCUAGGGAGAUAUACCACCAACCCCACUCCACCCCCAGGAGAAAAUGAUUAUACCUGGGGCCCAGGCAGCCUCUGGUGGGCAAUUCUUGGGAUUUUUUUUUUUUUUUGGCUUUUCUUAAUUGUGGUUGGUUUUGUUUUGCUUGUUUUUAAAGGAUAAACUUUUUUUUUUACUUUCAAAGUUGGAAGGAGGGCUGUUUGGGGGAAGAUUAGAUAUGCAAUAAAUGCUUAGCUGGCA
Molecule: messenger RNA, 5587 nt
Organism: Dromiciops gliroides (monito del monte)
Lineage: Eukaryota; Metazoa; Chordata; Mammalia; Microbiotheria; Microbiotheriidae
Gene: PIK3R2
Product: phosphoinositide-3-kinase regulatory subunit 2
Exons: 16
Coding region: 583-2802 (739 amino acids)
Biological process (GO): insulin receptor signaling pathway; phosphatidylinositol phosphate biosynthetic process
Cellular component (GO): phosphatidylinositol 3-kinase complex
Molecular function (GO): protein binding; 1-phosphatidylinositol-3-kinase regulator activity
Source: RefSeq, a predicted model, not a curated record